Sorex fumeus (smoky shrew) is the source of this 3630-nucleotide messenger RNA. RefSeq names its product NHS like 3 (gene NHSL3). The record is from RefSeq and is a predicted model, not a curated record. Gene Ontology annotation, biological process: cell differentiation. Lineage: Eukaryota; Metazoa; Chordata; Mammalia; Eulipotyphla; Soricidae. The coding region runs from base 148 to 3285 and encodes 1045 amino acids. The transcript has 7 exons.
CGGCCGGCCCCCGCGCCCCUCCCGGCUGCUCCCGCCGCGCGCUCCCGCAGCCUCCGCCGCCCCAAACUUUUCUCCGGGCGCCCGUCCCCCCGGCGGCCGCCCGCUCCCAGCGCAUGGGCGCCCGGCCGCCGGGGCCCGACCCCCGCCAUGGCGGCCCGCGCGCCCCCCGCCGCACCUGCGGCCGACGAGCCGGGGGGUCCGGGAGGCCCCCCGCGCAGGAAGAAGUCGCGCUCGGGCGCGUCCGGCCUCCGCCGCGCCUUCAGCUGGCUGCGGGGCAAGCGGCGUAAGAAGAAGGCGGCGGCGGGGGCCGAGGGCAGCGAGCCCGCCGCCCCCCGGGCCAAGAAGGCGGAGGACAAGGCCAGGAAGGCCAAGGGUAAAGGCCGAGGCUCCGCCAAGACUGAGAACGACAAACGUCUAGGUGGGGGACCAGGCCAGGGGCCAGGGGCCGUGGGCGAAGAUCUCCCGGACAAUGUCUUCUUCCCCCGCGGGCGGCCGCCACAUCUGGAGGAACUGCACACGCAGGCCCAGGAGGGGCUCCGCUCCCUGCAGUACCAAGAAAAACAGAAACUCAACAAGGGUGGCUGGGACCAUGGAGACACGCAGAGCAUCCAGUCUUCCCAGACCGGGCCCGAUGAAGACAGCAUCUCCUUCUGCAGCCAGUCCACGUCCUACACGACCGAGAGCUCCACGGCCGAGGACGCGCUCUCCAUCCGCUCGGAGAUGAUCCAGCGCAAAGGCUCCACCUUCCGGCCUCAUGACUCCUUCCCCAAGUCGGGCCGACCAGGGCGCAGGCGGCAGAAGCGGCGGAGCACGGUGCUGGGUCUGCCGCAGCACGAGCAGAAGGAGCUGGGCCUCCGGCGUGAGCGUGAGGUCCCUGCCUCCCCCCGGCCUCCUGGCCCUCGGGAUGCUGUCCGGAUCCCCACGGUGGAUGGCCGCCCAGCAGACCCAGCGGCAGGGCCGGCCUCUGGGGUGCGGGUGUCCCUGCAGGCCCUGGAGGCCCAGUCGGACACUGAGGCCCUGGUGCAACGCCACAUCGACCGUGUCUACCGGGACGACACCCUCGUGGGCUGCUCCUCGGGAGCGCGGCCCCCUCCACUGCUGCGGCCCAUGUCCCUGGCCGUGCCUGGGAUGACGGGAGGGGCCGGCCCCGCCGAGCCCCUGAGCCCGGCCAUGUCCAUCUCCCCUCAGGCCACUUACCUGUCCAAGCUCAUCCCACACGCGGUGCUGCCGCCCACCGUGGACGUGGUGGCCCUGGACCGCCGCAGUGUCCGCACGCUGAGCCGCCACAGCCUGCUCACGGCCAGCCCGGCCUCCGUCCACUCUCUGGGCCGCUUCUCCUCGGCGUCCAGCCCGUGGCCCCGCAGCCGCCACCCCUCCUCCUCCAGCGACACCUGGAGCCACUCGCAGUCCUCGGAGACCAUCGUGUCCGACGGCUCCACGCUCUCCUCCCAGGGCGGCUCCGAGGGCCGGCCCGAGGGCUCCGUGGCCAGCACCAGCACGGCGGCCCCUGGCCAGGGCGGCAGCGGGCGCGGCUCCCCCAGCGGGGGCAGCACCGCCGGCGCCUCGGACGCGGGCAGCAGCCGCAGCACUGGGCAGCUGUCGGGGCGCAGCGUGUCCCUGCGCAAGCUGAAGCGCGCCCCGCCCCCGCCGCGCCGGACCUACUCGCUGCACCAGCGGGGCUCAGCGGCCCCCGACGGGCCCCUGGGUUUGCCGCCCAAGCCCGAGCGGAAGCUGCCCCCGCAGCUGCCCCGGCCCCCGCCCACUGGGGAGGCGGACGGGAUGGGGCCAGCGCCCUGUCCCUCCAGCGCUGCCGGCACUUGGGGGCCUGGCUCGUCUCCAAGCGCGUCCCGGCGCCCCCCACGCUCCCCAGAACGGACACUUUCACCCUCCAGCGGCUACUCGAGCCAAAGUGGGACCCCGACGCUCCCCCCGAAGGGCCUAGCGGGAGCGCCCGCUUCUCCAGGCAGGGCACAGCCCCCUAAACCUGAGCGGGUCACUUCCCUUCGCUCGCCUGGGGCCUCCGUCUCCUCCUCCCUCACGUCCCUGUGUUCCUCCUCCUCGGACCCGGCCCCCGCUGACCGUUCUGGCCUGCAGAUGUCAGCGGCCCUGGGGGACAGGUUUGUCAUUCCCCCUCAUCCCAAGGUGGCUGCCCCCUUCUCCCCACCUCCCUCCAAGUCCAAGAGCCCCAAGCAAGCGGACCCUGCCCCAGCUGUCCCCACGGUGCCGACUGGGUCGGUGUCUGCCGCUGAUACCAGUCCCGAGGCUGCCCCCACUGCCCAGACCUCCCUGGCCCCUCCGGAGUCCCCUGCUGCUGCUGCCAAAGAGCAGUCCCCACCCCCGUCCCCGCCUCCCUCCUACCAUCCCCCUCCACCUCCUGCUAAGAAGCCAGAGGUGGUUGUGGCAGCCCCCGAGUCGACAGAGGAGCCCCCCCAUGACCCCAGCUGGCCCCCGCCCCCACCCCCUGCCCCAGAGGAGCAGGAUCUAUCCAUGGCCGACUUCCCCCCGCCCGAGGAGGCCUUCUUUGUGGCCGGCUCUCCGGCGGCUCCUGUCUCUCCCCCAACCCAGCCCCCCAACCCCCCAGGCCCUCCACCCGCACCCCCACCUGCCAGUUCUGCCACAGGGCCUGGGCCAGCAAGUGGCAGCAAAGGCAAUGGGGUGCCCAAGGAAGACGCUGGCGGAGCACCCUUGGUCACGCCCUCGCUCCUGCAGAUGGUGCGUCUGCGCUCUGUAGGGGCUCCCACGGGGGCUCCCACCCCAGCACCAGGGCCCUCGGCCCCCCAGAAGCCACUACGAAGGGCCCUGUCUGGCCGGGCCAGCCCGGUGACAGCCCCCUCCUCGGGGCUCCACGCGGCCGUCCGACUCAAGGCCUCCAGCUUGGCUGCCAGUGAGCGACCUGGAAGCGCCCAGUCCAACGGACCCCCUGAGGCAGAGCCCCAGAGGCCACAGUCCCCGGCCUCCAUGGCCAGCUUCAUCUUCUCAAAGGGCACGAAGAAGCUACAGCUAGAGCGACCCGUGUCCCCCGAGGCCCAGGCUGACCUCCAGCGGAAUCUGGUGGCCGAGCUGCGGAGUAUCUCAGAGCCGCGGCCUCCCCAGGCCACAAAGAAGUCACCGAAAGCUGCACCCCCCGUGGCCCGUAAACCCUCUGUGGGAGUCCCCACGCCUACCAAUGGGCUCCCUCCCGCCGAAGACAGGACUAAGGAAGAGAACGGAGGUGUCCCGCUGCUGGGGGGCCCAGAAGAGCAGAAGCUGGGCCCUCUUGGUUCAGACCCACAGAAAGAGGUCUGACCACCAGGCCCCCUCUGGCACUGCUGACCCAUGCCAGGAUUACAAUCUCAGGGACCUGAGCAGCUCCAAGGAUGAGAGGAUGUGGCAGGUGCUGAACCCUAGAGAAGAUGCCUGCAGCCUUAGCCUCCACGGCCUUCGACUUGUGUGCAAGCCCGGUGUGGACCCGCUCCUCCAAGUUCAUCCAGCUCUCAUGCCUUUCCCAGGAAUGGAGCCACUCACUCGGCAGCUGCCACAUCCAUCUUGGCCUUGGUCUCUUCUCAGAGAGGCUGGUGGAGUGGGUGGCUGCGCCCCCUGCUGACCACCAGGCCACAGAGUUGGUAGCAGAACAUCUCACUCCCCCCCCCC